UGAUUCGCUCCUCUUCAGCCGCUACAUGGAACUGAUGGACAAGUCAUCCCUCAAGUGGCUCACGGACGGUCGGAUCAACACCAAGAAAAACAUUCAAAUCUCACUCGGCUCCAACUUGCCCCUGUCGAACGAGAUGACGUUCAUUCUGGUGUUCAGCAUGCUCUACACUCGCGAUCCGCACCAACUGUUCGAACUGCUCUGCCUACAGCUGCGAUCGAUCGUGAAGGCCUACAGCCAGGGACUGCAGGAUCUCAUCACCGAGACCAGCGACGGCGAACUGCAGUACAACCCUACGGAGCUGCUCAAUUAUAUUCUCGACGGCUACGAUAAGCUGUGUCACUCGGCCAAGUCAUUGUCUCCCUUGUUGUUCGAGCUUCAACGCGGCCAUCUGCAGCAGUUCUCGCUAACGUGGUGUCUGAUCAACAAGCGCAUGUACCAACGGUUCGUGUACCUCGAGGUCCAACGGAUCAUUCCGGAGUGCAUACUGAAGCUGAAGGAGCUGCUAUUUGACGAGGAAUACAAAACAAUGGUGUACCGAUUUAUCCAGUUCGACGACGAAAUGAACUCAACGUCGCAGAUUUGGCGGGACGUGUGGUCUUUGUUGCAUGACUACCACAAGGCGAAAGAGGAUUCAGCCCGGAGAAAGCGCAUCACCUCGGCUCACUCGCUUCUGGUGGCCGUGCGAGAGUCGGAAUUCAACUUCGACGCGGAAGUUCUGCGCCAGAAGGAGCGUCCCAUCGUGGAGUGGCUGGCUCUGGAGGAUCGGCAUUUGGUUUGGCAGUACGUUGUGCAUUGCCUAAAGACGAAGUGGAUCGCGUGUACAAAUCCACGGAUGGUGGCUUCCAUUGAAAACAUACAGUGCCGGAAGUGUAACUUCGCGCUGGCGACUCACUACGUUGAAUGCAACUGCUGCACGUGUCUAAUAGCCGGUGGAACCUGUUUGGGAAAAUCCAAGGAGCAACUCUACUGCGCCAAGUGUUCUUUUUUCAAGAAACUGGACCGCGAUUACCUGGACUACAUUGGAGAAUUUUUCAAUAAACCGCUGAACGAAAAACAGGCCCUCGAAAGGAAGCACGUAAAUGGCAUGACAAAUUCGUCCCAGUCCGGUGGCUCGUCGUCCAGUUCUAUAACGGAAAUCGCGUUACCAGAUUCGUCCGAAACGGAGCUGCAGCAGCCGGCUGCCGAGCGUGGUUCCACUUCCUCGUCGUCGCCGGUAAAGGACGAGGACAAUUCGAGUUCAACUGUGGUGGCUACCAGCAAUGCAUUGGCGGAUAAUACUAGUCUCUACCAUAUCUCGUGGGCUAUCUUCAAACACCUACCGGAUCGGGUACCGUACACAUGGACGACGCUCGAGCCCAAACGAUUUUGCAUCUUCCAGAGCGAACCAUGCAGGAUCAAUGCAUGCCGGGUUGCGAUCAACAUCAUCGCCAUGCUCUACCCUUUGAACCUGUCCAAGUUUCUCAUCAAGUCGUACCAUCCCCUGAAGGAGGAGGAACGCAAGAAGAUGGCCGAGAAUUGGAACAUCGAUGUUAAGAACUUUAUGCAGAGGGUUCUGUGAUGAUAUCAACAAACGUUGGCGAACUGAGGUAGCCGACCGGAUCCAUCCGCUGCACUUCCUCGA
This is a messenger RNA of Armigeres subalbatus, 1621 nucleotides long. RefSeq lists its product as uncharacterized. NCBI's taxonomy places the organism in Eukaryota, Metazoa, Arthropoda, Insecta, Diptera, Culicidae. The record is from RefSeq and is a predicted model, not a curated record. The transcript has 3 exons. Bases 26 to 1558 code for a protein of 510 amino acids.